AUGGAUAAAUUGCCAAGAUAAAUCAAUGAAAUGAAUAUAGAUUCUAAAACUUUGAAUUCUCAAAUAAGAUCAACAAAUACAAAAUAAAUUCUUAAUUUCUUUUCAUCAUAAGAAUUUACCCCAGAAUUAUUGAUAUAUUAUUAUAUGGCAACAUUUAACGAACCAGGUCCUCAUUAAUAUUUAACACAAAAAUUAUUAUAGAUGCCUCAUACAUUCAUUGAAAAUUUUAUUCCUUAAUUCAGGUAAUUGAUGAUUUUAAGUGUUUUUAGUUACUUAGCGAUUAAAAAAGGAAGUAAAAGCAUGGAAACAUUUUUGGAAACCUUAUGUUAAACAAGUAUAGCAAAUUUCCUUAAAAUCAGCUGGUGUAUUAAUGCUUAUUCUGAAAAUGAAAAGUAGAAUGAGAUUACUUGUUAACAAAUCGAAUUCUUUUAAAGAGUAACAAAUUAUAGUUGAUAUUCUUUAUAGAAACUAGAAAAAUCAAUGGUAAAUGGAGCUAUUAAAUAUAGUAAGGAAGAAAUACUAAAAAACAUGAAUAAUGUAGAAUUUCAAAUAUGUAUUUAUAAAUAAAAAUAAAAUUUAUAGAAUUGUAAAACUAAUUCUCAGAAAAAGAAUUGAGAUCCAGUUAUAUUGGAUUAGUAGAAAAGUUAGUAAUGAAUUUGAUCAAGUUAUCUUUAACUCUAAAAUUAAUUGACCCUUCUGAAAGGAAACAAUUUCUAUUUAAAGAAAUUAAAAAUACAAAUAAAGCAUUAAAAAGAUUAAGAAACUAAUAUUCUGAAAUACCAUAUUAUUGGGGAACAAUGCUACCUUUUUAAAGAAAAUAUGAAGGUUAAGACCCAUCAAAUCUAAUUGUUAGGAUUUGUGAAGAAGGUUAUGCAUGUUUCAAUACAAAAACUAGAGUUCCUUAUAGAAUUUUAGUUGAAACAAUAAGUGAAGAAGAAAUUAAAUAGAAAUAAACAAGAUUAAGCUAAGAUGUUUCUACAGAUGUAGAUUAGGAUGAUUUAUUACAUAGAGAAAUAUCAGAUGAUCUAGAAUCUCAAUUAAGAUAUCAUACUAAAUGUAAAAUGGAGGAUUCUAUUUUCAACUAACUUCCAUAUUAUAAAUAUGAUAAAUCAACUAAUUAUGAAGAUAGCUUACCAGAUUCUCCAAACAAACUUGAAUAGAAUCUUAUUUAAAAAUCUUCAUUUACUACCCCAAAGAUUAAAAGAAGAAAUUCUUGGUCAAGUUCUACUACUAUAACUGAUUUUUCUGUUACAUUGAGUGAAGCAAAACAAAGUAAAGAAUGUGAUGAUUUAAAGAGACAUUAAAGAUAAAGAACAUCUAUAAAUUUACCUACUCCAUCAAAAAAUAAUUAAUUAUUAAAAGAAAUAAAUUUAAAGGAAGAAGAAUAUUUAUUAGAGUAAGAAAAAAAAAGUAAGGAAAGAAAGAAAAUUCUUGUAAAAAUGUAAGGACCAUGGGGAGAAGAUUGGGAUCAUAAAUUAGAAUUGAUUAAAGAGUAAUCCCCUUUUAAAGAUUUUGAAUCAUAUUAAAUUAGAGCCAUUAUGGUUAAAGGAGGAGAUGAUUUAAGACAAGAACUUAUGGCUAUGCAAGUAAUACAAAAAUUGGACUCAAUAUUUAAAGCUAGUGGAUUAAAUUUGUAUUUAAAGCCAUAUGAGAUAAUUGUAACAUCUGAAAAUUCUGGACUCUUAGAAUUUGUUCCAAAUACUAUUUCUAUGGAUGCUAUGAAAAAAUAUUUGAAAUCUAACAAGUUUAAGUCUUUGAGAGAAUUUUUUAAAUUCUAUUUUGGAGAGGACUUUCAUUUUGCUUAGAGAAACUUUAUUGAAAGCUUAGCAGGCUAUUCAUUAUUAACAUAUAUUAUGUAAAUAAAGGAUAGACAUAAUGGAAAUAUAUUAAUUGAUAAUUAAGGUCACUUAAUUCAUAUAGAUUUUGGAUUUAUUUUGUCCAUUUCUCCAGGAAAUGCAGGUUUUGAAACAGCUCCUUUUAAAAUGACAUAAGAUUAUAUUGAAUUAAUGGAUGGAAGUAGUUCUAAAGCAUUUCAAUAUUUUACAGAAUUAAUGAUUUCUGGAUUCUUAGAAUUAAGAAAGAGCUGUGCUGCAUUAUUAUAGAUUAUUGAAUUGAUGAUGGAAAAAAGCAAUUUUCAUUGUUUUUCUAACUUUGAUAUUAAAGAAUUUAAGGAUAGAUUCAAAUUACAAGAUAGUGUUGAAAAAGUAUAUAUAUAUAUUUAUAUUUUUAGUGUAAAAAGAAUAUUAUAACAUUGAUUAAUGACAGCCUCAAUAAUAAGAGAACAUAUUGUUAUGAUAAGUUCCAGUAACUUACAAAUGGAAUUAGUCCAUGA
Messenger RNA from Paramecium pentaurelia, 2332 nucleotides. Lineage: Eukaryota; Ciliophora; Oligohymenophorea; Peniculida; Parameciidae. The record is from the annotation of a GenBank genome assembly.